AUGGCCACUACAACCGAGAGGGAAUUUGUUCCAAAGGAAGCUGGAAGUAAUAUGUCACGUAUUAAGGAUAUGAUGCAAAAGAUGAGAAGGAGGUUUGAUGCAACUGAUGAAAAUGCGAAGAAGAUGAGAAAUGACUUGUCUCGUAUUGGUCAAAAAGUUGAUGCCCAUGCAAAUCCAAAGAAUGAUGGGCAAUGUAUGGAAGUCACUACUCUAGGGGGUAAGCAAACUAUUGAUCCACCUAUGCCAUCUGGGGUGGAAAUUGGGAAUAGUAAAGACGAUGAUGUGGUCGAGGUAAGUGGAAAGUCCGAGAAUGCGAUAGAGAAAGAAGCGGACGUAACUCAAAAAGUUGUCCCCAUACCUAGACCUCGACGUCCCUUCACACAGAGAAGCUUUAGAGCAGAUGUGUGGGUAUUUAUGAAGGACAUGGUGACAAAGAAGAGGGCAGUAAGAUUCGAAGAUGAUGAUAGAUUGCAACAUUGUAGUGCUAUUGGUACAAGGUCCCUUGUGCAGAAAAAUGAGGAUCUUGAUGCCUUCACUAUUCCAUGUACUAUCGGGUUGUUUCAUUUUGCUAAGGCGUUAUAUGAUCUUGGUGCUAGCAUCAAUUUGAUGCCACUGUCUAUUUACAAGAAGUCGGGUCUAGGAGAUCCAAAAUCUACUGCGAUGCAGUUGCUCAUGGCCGAUAGAACUGUGAAGAGGCCUAUUGGUGAGCUCCAAGAUGUAUUAGUGAAAGUGGAGUCAUUCAUCUCUCCGACGGAUUUUUGUGAUUCUUGA
Molecule: messenger RNA, 771 nt
Organism: Solanum verrucosum
Lineage: Eukaryota; Viridiplantae; Streptophyta; Magnoliopsida; Solanales; Solanaceae
Exons: 4
Coding region: 1-771 (256 amino acids)
Source: RefSeq, a predicted model, not a curated record